Ilex paraguariensis (yerba mate) is the source of this 801-nucleotide messenger RNA. Lineage: Eukaryota; Viridiplantae; Streptophyta; Magnoliopsida; Aquifoliales; Aquifoliaceae. The record is from the annotation of a GenBank genome assembly.
AUGGACGGCACACUGCUGAACAGCAGAAGUCAGAUUACUUUAACAACGGCAAAAGCUUUGAGAGAGGCCUUGUCAAGGGGUGUAAAAGUGGUGAUAGCCACUGGAAAAACUCGUCCAGCUGUCAUAAAUGUUCUGAAGAUGGUAGAUUUAGCAGGAAAAGAUGGCAUUGUUUCGGAGUUUUCCCCCGGGGUUUUUCUGCAGGGAUUACUUGUGUAUGGUAGACAAGGCCGGGAAAUUUUUAAAAGGAAUUUAGAUCCAGAUUUCUGUAGACAGGCAUUUUUCUACUCCCUGGAGCAUAAAGUUCCGCUGAUUGCAUUCAGUGAGGAUCGUUGCUUAACAUUAUUUAAUCACCCUCUUGUAGAUUCACUACAUACUAUAUAUCAUGAGCCAGAGGCGGAGAUCAUGCCUUCGGUUGAGCACCUCGUGGCUGGUGUCGACAUACAGAAGCUGAUCUUCUUAGACACUGCUGAGGGAGUGGCUACUUCUUUGCGGCCGUACUGGGCUGAAGCAACAAGAGGUCUUGCCUCUGUUGUCCAAGCUGUACCGGAUAUGCUUGAGAUUGUUCCUUCUGGAACUUCAAAAGGGAGGGGAGUACAAAUGCUUCUCGAUCAUUUGGGUGCCACUGCAAAGGAGAUAAUGGCCAUUGGCGAUGGGGAAAAUGAUGUUGAGAUGCUUGAGUUGGCUUCUCUUGGCAUUGCUUUGAAUAAUGGAUCAGAGAAGGCAAAAGCAGUAGCAGACGUGAUUGGUGCCAGUAACGAUGAAGACGGAGUAGCUGAUGCAAUCUACCGAUAUGCAUUUUGA